This is a messenger RNA of Aspergillus sclerotioniger CBS 115572, 537 nucleotides long. Its product is annotated as E2 SUMO-conjugating protein UBC9. The record is from RefSeq and is a predicted model, not a curated record. Lineage: Eukaryota; Fungi; Ascomycota; Eurotiomycetes; Eurotiales; Aspergillaceae. The transcript has 4 exons. Gene Ontology annotation, molecular function: SUMO conjugating enzyme activity. The coding region runs from base 1 to 537 and encodes 178 amino acids. Gene Ontology annotation, cellular component: nucleus. Gene Ontology annotation, biological process: protein sumoylation.
AUGUCCUUGUGCCAGAACCGUCUUACGGAGGAGAGGUAUGUGUCUGAUAACGCCGCAUAUGCCCCAUCUUCACUAACUGCGAAUGCGAACUACUACAGAAAACAGUGGAGGCGCGACCAUCCUUUCGGCUUUUACGCGAAACCACACCGAACCCCUCAGGGCACGCUCGACUUGAAGAGAUGGGAGUGCGGUAUCCCCGGAAAGGCGCAGACACUUUGGGAGGGUGGACUUUUCAAGCUGGAUGUUACGUUUCCUGACGAGUAUCCCACGAAGCCGCCAAAAUGCAAGUUCGUCCCUCCACUUUUCCACCCGAACGUCUACCCCUCCGGCACCGUCUGUCUUUCCAUCUUGAACGAAGAGGAAGCCUGGAAACCUGCUAUCACCAUUAAGCAAAUUCUCUUGGGUAUCCAGGACUUGCUGGAUGACCCCAACCCGGAGUCACCUGCGCAGGCGGAAGCAUACAACUUGUUUAAGAAGGACCGCCCUGCUUAUGAAAAGCGGGUGAGACAAGUCGUGCGGGAGAAUCCCGCUCUUUAA